AUGCACAUUGUGUCCCUAACGUUUAAGGCAGAGACCCUUGCUAGUAUUGUUCAGAAUACGAUGACUUUCGGCUAUUCACAUGUACACGACGUAUACGAACUUGUCAACAAGAGCGUGGAGUGGGACAAGAACUCGGUUUUAAAGCUAAUCAAUCUGUGGCAGGAAUAUCCAUGUCUUUACAACCCGAGGAACCAAUUAUACCAUAACAAGCAUUCAAGAAACGAAGCUCUUGAAAAAAUUACUAAAAAUUUGCAGGAAUUAAUUCCAGAUAUUAAAGUAAAUGAUGUAAAAGUAAAAAUAAGUUAUCUAAGAAGCCAGUACGCCAGAGAAAUUCAAAAACAAAAAGAAUUCACAAGAAGUGGAAUGGGUACCGACGAAGUUUACGUACCGUCGGUGUACUGGUAUGAUGAACUUAAGUUUUUACGUGAAUAUAUCAAAAUAAGAAAGGGGAAAAACAAUUUAGAAAUGAGCCAAAUAAUUUCCGAUGAAGAUUCCUCACCACCAAAGAAGAUUUCAUUAGAUUCAACUGUUCAUGAAACAAAACGCCAAACAGUUGAAUUAAGUGAAGAAGAUGAUGCUUUAAAGGCAGCAACAGAAGCACUUAAAACGCUAGCAAAUAAAAAGCAAAUUGAUCCAUAUAUUGAAAGCUUUUCAAAUUUCGUUAGAGAACAUUUAUUGUCUAUUGAAAACGCUCAAGAAAGAAAAACACUGAUUAAAAAAAUUAUGACGCUAAUAAUUGAACAUAGCAAUUAA
Molecule: messenger RNA, 753 nt
Organism: Lucilia cuprina (Australian sheep blowfly)
Lineage: Eukaryota; Metazoa; Arthropoda; Insecta; Diptera; Calliphoridae
Exons: 4
Coding region: 1-753 (250 amino acids)
Source: RefSeq, a predicted model, not a curated record